Messenger RNA from Solea solea (common sole), 3644 nucleotides. RefSeq names its product CACN subunit beta associated regulatory protein b (gene cbarpb). Bases 509 to 3232 code for a protein of 907 amino acids. NCBI's taxonomy places the organism in Eukaryota, Metazoa, Chordata, Actinopteri, Pleuronectiformes, Soleidae. The record is from RefSeq and is a predicted model, not a curated record. The transcript has 12 exons. Gene Ontology annotation, molecular function: transmembrane transporter binding. Gene Ontology annotation, cellular component: plasma membrane; secretory granule. Gene Ontology annotation, biological process: negative regulation of voltage-gated calcium channel activity; negative regulation of calcium ion-dependent exocytosis.
AUCCACAUUAAAGUGUUCACGGAAGAGUUUCACGCCACUGCUUUCGUCCCCCCACACCCACCCACCCAUCCGUGGACCGAGCUGUAGGAGAGAGUAGCCAUGCAGCACUGCCAUCCUGUUGCUCCAACGCCAGUGGGCCAGUCCUGAUGAGGGGGAACAACGUUUCUGCUGCUGCUACUGCUGCUGCUCAGGCUCGCUAGGCUGUGUCGGUGAAGGCGCUCAGGAUGCAGCAAGGAAGCUGAGGAGGAGACUCCCCGAGCCACAGCCUGACAAACACAAUCACACACAUCCAGAGCUGCUGCUGCUGCUGCUGCUGCUGCUGCUGCGCACUGCCCUCCAUCAGGGGAUUUAUUUUUGCAGGAUGGCAGCAAAGAGCUCAGCUGUAGCGUACAGGUUGUGGUGCUGAAGUUGAGUGCUGCAUUGACUGGCAGCAGUGAGCAAACCAUCCUGAGUACUGCUGGCAUGUUGCUUCUCCCAUGCUGGGGGGACUCUUUAGUUGGCCUGGACCAUGAGCAAUGAGUCUACCGUCUGGAACACCCUACCAGAAAACUCCACGGAGAUCCCAUUCAAGGCCAAGGAGCAACAGGAUGGCUAUGUGCUCAUCCUGGUGAUCCUCUUCAUCCUCCUGGUAGGAACGCUGAUCUUCAUCUCCAUCCUCCUCAUCACCUGCCGUCGCUGCUACCGGGGACGGCGAUGCUGUGACAGGGCCAGCGAUGACCCAGAAAAACCCAACGCCACCUACAUGGAGGAGGCUCAGCCCACCCAUGCAAUCACCAUCAGGGUGGAUGAGUCAGACUGCCUGUCAAUGGGCAGCGCUCACGAUCAAGAGACGGAGCGCUUCCUCUCCACGGGCACUAUGGGCCGUCGUGUCUCCUUCAAUGAGGCAGCACUCUUCGAUCAUGGCAAGAAAGCCCAGGAGAAGGGCCGCAGGUACACUCUGACCGAGGGUGACUUUCACCACCUGAAGAAUGCCCGCCUCACGCACCUGCACAUCCCUCCCCCAGCCCUCAAGAUAGUAACCAUCCAUGAGUGCGACUCAGCCGAGAACACCAUCACCAUGACAACACGUCCUGUCACAAAGUCAGCGCUUUCCAUCUUCCAGCCAAUGCUUUGCCCCCUUCCACAAACAGCACUGACCAGUCGGAGUGUCAGUCCCAGCUGUGCUCUCCCUGAAGAUACCCUCAACUCUAUGGUGGACACCAGCUUCACUGAGAACACUGUAGCACUCAGCACGAAAGAGCCCACCUACAGCUCUAUCGAGAUGAUGGGAGCUGGGCCUCGGGGCAGAGGCAGCAGUGUCAGUGUUGGAGAAGGGGCCAUGGUGGGCGGCAGUGGCGCUCUUCCUCCUGCCGCUGCUGCUGCUGCUGCUGCCGGUGGGGGUGGUGGUGGUGCAGGAAGCCAGGGCCCGGUGCUGCAGUUCUUCACUAAACUGCGACGCCAUGCUAGUUUGGAGGGGGCUAGUCCCUAUUUCAAGAUCAAGAAAUGGAAGCUGGACAGCAGCCAAAGAGCAUCGAGUCUGGACACCAGAGGCUCUCCGAAGAGACGGCAGUUCCAGCGCCAACGAGCCGCCAGUGAGAGCAUGGACCAGGACGACAAUGACGCACACCACAUAGACCUCAUCCAGUACAUCGCCCGCACGCAGGACGUCGUCUACUGUCCCAGCCAGCCCGCACGCCUUCUCGCCCCGCCCUCUACACCACCCCCCUCCCUCGGCAGGGUAGAGGUAGAGGUGACGGUGGAGCCCCACUGCAGCCAUGGAGGACCAGGGGUGAUUGGCCUUUCCCCUGAUCCCCAAGAUGAAGCACUGAACCUGGCAAGAAUGGAAGGUGCAUAUCCCUCAGACCCCCAAGACCCCCGUGACCCCCAGGAUCCCCAGUCACUUUACAGAGACAUCUGGACCCUCCGUGCAUCCCUGGAACAGUACGCCACCUCGGACCACAGUAGCAACAAUGACAGGAACUCCAUCUGCAGUGACGGUGACAGCGUAUGCUCAUUGAGUGGACGCACAGAGGCGGAAAGAUUAGGGCUUCCUAGCAACCCGUCCCAGGAUUUAGGUGAUGAAGCAGAGGUUGGGGAGGACGACAAGGGUUUUUUGAUGUGUGUGGAUGAGAAGUGGGGCAUGAAGGAGGUGAAAAAGAGGAAACAGGCCAGCACAGAUUCAGAGCGAGGGGCCAGUGACGGAGAAACAGGGACUCGUAAACUGCUGCAGAUGGACAGUGGCUAUGCAUCAAUAGAAGCUCCAUCUCGAGGUCCAGAAGACCUGCGACUGUUUGGAAGCGGUAGCAUCAGCAGCAGCCCAAAGGACAGGACAGCACACGAGAAGAGGCACCACUUCACUCAUGCGGGGCGAAGUGGCACUAUCGGCGACAGCUUUGAGUCUCAUCUGUUUGAAGAGGAGCCAGAAGAUGAGCUGUUGUUGGGUGCGAGUGGAGGAGUUGCCAUAGAAACAGGCGCUGGUUCGCUGAGCUGGUUGCCAUACGGGCAGAUGCUCACGCCUCGAGAUGUUGCACAACUUUCACCUCAACCACCAACCCUACACCGACGAGACUACAGCAUAGACGAGAAGACAGAUGCUCUGUUCCACGAGUUUCUCCGUCACGACCCUCAAUUCGAUCAGCUGGAGUCACCUCUAAGAAAACACAAGUCCCGUGUCCACCUCCGUAAGCAGUGGCAGCGGCACAAGCAGUGGAGCGACCCGGGCGUUAGACACCUCCAGUCGUCCUUUGAGAGACAACGGACUCCAUUACGGAGGGGGGAGAGUGUAAAUUACCCACUAGACACAAGUUACCACAGCACCCUGCCUCGCAUCGUCAGUGCUCCUGAUGAGGAGACCAGCGAUGGGACAGGCAGCAUUCCCGACACUCCAAAGGUAGAGCCUACAACUGCGGAGGAUGGAAGCAAAGAGAGAAGGCAGGGCAUCACUGUCAGAGACACUGAGGACCACACGUCCUCUCCAUUAGACAAAAAUGAAAGGCUGGGGGAGCAGCUUGACCCUCAGGAGGACAGCAAACAGUCAGGACUCCCGCCUGAGCCUCCGGACGAGCGCUCGCCACCUCGACCGCCUGAUUCCUCAGGCUUCGGCCCGCAAACCAUCACGGCAGAGCUUACGGACAAACUAACUGCUAGCCUGGAUGAGAGGCUGUACACUGGCCUUCGCAGGACCAGGGACACGGCCGCCGAGUGUGUGACGGUGACGGCCACACACGCCUCUCCAGACAACAGCCCAGUGUAGCUCAGCUCCGUUCAACUUCCCUGUCAACUUCACACCAACGGACACAACUGAUUUGCCUUUCCUCAGAUUAAAUGUCUCUCUGUGUACAAUUUGAACGGUGUGACCCAGACCCCGAACAAAAACAAUGGAAAAUGCUUUAAACCAGUCGAUAAUCAAACACCUAUUUUGGGGAUAAUUAGAUAAAAGUGAUCCAGUAAAAAAAUGCAUCCAGUCUCUCUUUAUGCCUGUUAACAUUCAGUACCUGUUCAUUGUUGUUUUACAGUAAAAACAUUAAAUUAACAUAUCAAAAUAAUGGCUUUAGUAAUAACCGUCUGUCCAUUGUUUUUGUGUCUGUAGUCUAUACACUGUCUAUUCCCACAUUUCUGCAGCUGUUACUCCAGUCUCUGUUCUAGUGUAAGCUUAAAUGAAACUG